Molecule: messenger RNA, 3499 nt
Organism: Ectocarpus siliculosus
Lineage: Eukaryota; Phaeophyceae; Ectocarpales; Ectocarpaceae
Source: the annotation of a GenBank genome assembly
AUGCUUCAGGGUUCCCGUAAGCCGAAGUCGCGGUCGGUCUCUCCCCGUUCUUCUUCCGCUAACAGGUCCGCGGGGGGUGGCGGUACGAGUUCGGGGCCCGGGCCGCAACGGGUCCGCGGCGGCGGUGGCGGUGGCGGUGGCGGUGGCUCUGAGGUAGGAGCGGUGCCAGCUCGCUUGUCCGGGAGAAAGAGAGGCGCGGCGAAGCGCGAGGGAGCAAGUGCCAAUGGUGUGGCGGAGCCACUGGCGAGGUCGGCGUCGAAGGGCAUUGUGGCGAAGGCAGAGAGCGAGUCGCAGACGAGGCUAAGGAAGAUGGCCGCAAAAGCACCGCCGGAGGAAACGGACGGGGCGGCUGCGUCUGACCAUGAGAAGGAGCGGCCGGCCGCGAUGUCGAGUCAAGACACGGGCGAGACGGCCGGCAAGCUUGGCGCCCCCGCGAAGGAGGAUAUCGGCGUCGAAGAAGCAAGGCCGGGCGCAGCAGCAGACUGCCAAAGCUCGUGCGCCGUUGCCGCAGCGCCGACGAUGGACGUGGAGGAGGAGCAGGGCAGGGCCAAGCGGCAGCGCACGGAAGACGGAGUCGAAACACACCGGGACCACGAUCCUGCGAAAAGCCCCGACAACGGUGAUGGUGGCGCCGCCGCUUCCCCGGCCCCAUCACGCCGCCUCCCAGGGCCCGAAGUGGACACGACCGGCGGAGGGAAAGUUGCAGAAGCGGCUGCUGACGGCGACGACAAACGAGGCGGACAGCGGCGGCGGCAGCAGCGAUUCAGACGACGAGUACCCGGAGGGCAUCGUGGGGGACCACUGGCCGCAUCCUCCCUGCGAUCUGGAGGCGGAGAUCGGGGGAGGGGUGGCAAUGGCACCGGGCAAUUGCUCCAAGCGUCCUCAACGCGGGGUUUUGUGGUGAUGUUCGAUUCGACACAGAGAGCGGGGUAGAACUCCAAUCGAUAGAAACCGCCGUUUGGCGAUUUCGCCCUGGCCGCCGAGAAAGGACAGGGGGGGUGAUACGAGUGGACGGGCUAAGCGCGUGGUUCGGGAAUGGGGGCACCGUAUAUCGUGGGGCGGAGGCGUGUGUGUGUGCGAUAUGGUCUGCGGUGGCUUUCGUGUUUCGCACGCGGUCGCCCAGAAUAGUUGAGCUCGAGGGAGCUAGCGUAGCCGUCGCUCAGCAAGGAUCUCGGUGAUAUGGCUGGCGAUGGUGCGGCUGUCUGCGGGGACGCCGUCGCCCGACCGGUCCGGUCCAUCCAGCGGAAGGAUCCGUAGAUGGGUCGAUGAUUGGUUGGCGGCUGGAGCAGCUGUUGUGGUCGCUAGUGCGUCUACGAGCAGGACGCUGGUGUUGAAGGCCUGAGUCGGACGGGCGGCUGGUCGGAAGCGUGGUGUAUGGACCAUGAUAGGCUCUGUCGGAGGACGUGCUUGUGAUGGAGGCCGAGUGCAAUGGGGAUAUUGUUGGCGGAGGCGCCCGCGAAAACAAGAGUAUGGCCUGUUUUUCGGUGGAGAAGGAGAGUAUAGUGCAUUCCACGAGUCCUUGUUUUAGACAUUCUGGUGGUACAUGUUUUCGGCUUGUGUUUUUUCGAUGGUGGUGCUGGCAUCAAGCCGCGAGUGAACAAUGCGACUUGGCGGGAUAGUGGGCGUUGCCCCGGAACAACUCCGUGACAUUCCGGACAGAAAGUACUCCCGCGCAAUAGAUCCAUGCAUUUUUUUCCUUGUUUAUUUGAGGGGACAUGUUAUCCGUGCUUGUUUUUACUGUUGUAGUCGUAGACAGCUGUGCUUUGCAGGGCUUAUUACGCCGUCUUCCUUUCUCUAGCAAUAGCAGAUAGCGCUACAUGGAACCUUCGUUUUGUUUUCCUCUUUUUUUUUAACAAGUGAGUAUCAGCCCGCAUUACGCAGGGAUUUGCUGUUCAUACGAUGAGCCAGUCGCCCCGGUGGCGUAGACAGGUGGUGUGCGACCUCGAAAAUUGUGUGAUGGCUAUGUCGGGAGUUCGAACCCAGGCGAGGCGUGUGGUAGGUCUGCGUGUCGCACCUACUACACUCCCGCAGUGCUUGUUUGUAGGUGGCACAUUGUAGGUGAGCGUAGGGCGAGGGCGGCGGCUGAACCCUGCUGGUCGCGAUAGACCAUGGUUGACGUUAUGUAUACCUUCAUUAAACACGAGCAAGGCAUGCGCGUUCAGGGGGAUUAUUCUUCUCCGUGGUAUGACUCCGGAUAGGAUUCCGGGAGAGGACUGACUGGCGUUAAGGUACUUGGAAAUUUCGAGCGAUGGGUAACAAGCGGAACGCGGCAAGAAAAAGAAGGUAUGAUACAGUAGUAGUAGGCAGCACUACGCAGGGCUUUUGUGCUGUUUCCCACCGCUUGGGUGCCUGAUUGGGGUCUGCUGCCCAGGGGUAUUUGGGCAGCUCGUGGCAUCAUUUGGACUAGUGGGGUCCUGUUGUGGAUUUGAGGAACGUGUGCAUGUGGGCGAAUGCGGGCAACGCUCCUGGCGGGGAGUGGUGUGCUUUUUGCCAGUUUUUUCUAGGGGGAGGGGCGGCGGGGUACGGGAAAGGCGAGGUACUGGCGGUUUAUUUUGGCGGACGGCUUGAACGAUUCUCUGUUCUGUUGUUGUUGUCGUCACUGCUGAUGUGCCGCAAGACCACGACACUGGUUUUUGGACGAGCUUGACAAAGGAAAGCGGCGGGCGGGGGGGGGGGGUAUGCGCCACCCAUCGUCCAAGGAUCUUGGGUCGUGCCUGGUUUUUGCAAUUCCGCCGCAGGCGUGUUGACCAAUCAGAGAAUUGCGUGCCACAAAACCUGUUGUCUUGCUAGUUUGGCAUCUGCACCCUACAUUUUUACCCCGGGGAGGGGGGGGGUUGGCUGGUCCUCGCCCGAGCACAUCCAUGCACGCGGGUAGUGGGAACCUGUGUGGUGUUUGCCAGCACAACAGUAUGCGCAGCCUUCGAGCAACAACAGAACCCACAGCCUCUUCGGCCUGGUUCCUUGUUUCAGCAUAUCAUACACAGGUUGGUUGAAUUUUAGCUGCGGUCCUAUUAUCGCAUCGUGUCUAAUUAUGCAUGGGCUCAUUUUUUUGUACACAUGGAAUGUUCGUUGUAUGUCUUCUGUGAGGUAGGCUACCUUGUAGACUGUAGAUGUACUGUGUUUUGAUUGUGUGAUUUAGGUUUGGCCUGAUUUUAUCCACCAGCGGACCUAUGAACGGAGGAGGGCGGGGUGGGUGAUGCCAUUGAUUUGAUGAUGUGGUGUGUUCGGUGGCGUUCGCCUGUGGUCAUUUCGGGCAUGAUUUUUGGGUCUGAUUUAAUUCCAUACCGCGUUCUGUUCACGGUUGUCUCAAUUUCACAGGAGUAUUAAAUGCCUGUACCGUGGUAUCCAUUCGUAUGCCAGCAACGGUACAUGUGGGCGGUAGUAAUCUCCAUGCAUUUUCGUAAAAUCUUGUUGUGGCGGAGGAGGAGAGGAAAAAAGGGGCGGGUGUGGUAUGGAGAGCGAGAAAGGGACGAACCAACGAACAAGCAAGGCGUUUUGG